Pseudogymnoascus verrucosus is the source of this 1908-nucleotide messenger RNA. RefSeq names its product cysteine desulfurase (gene NFS1). Lineage: Eukaryota; Fungi; Ascomycota; Leotiomycetes; Thelebolales; Thelebolaceae. The coding region runs from base 47 to 1597 and encodes 516 amino acids. The record is from RefSeq and is a predicted model, not a curated record. Gene Ontology annotation, molecular function: pyridoxal phosphate binding; cysteine desulfurase activity. Gene Ontology annotation, cellular component: cytosol; nucleus; mitochondrion. Gene Ontology annotation, biological process: [2Fe-2S] cluster assembly. The transcript is spliced from 3 exons.
UCAGUCAUCAAAAAGACCGGAGUUGACCUUCCUUCUGCCAGAAACAAUGGCAAAUGUAGGCUCAUCAUCGUUGCGACAGGCCGCGCGCCUGUGUGCGAAGAACAUCUCUUCAGCAGGCCUGAUUAGAAGCUCUGCUUUACCACGAGCAGCAGUUGUGGCAGCUUCAGGGCAAAAAGUCUCGGGCCGACGCUACGUUUCCGAAUCGAAGAAGGAUGCUGCGCAGGUGAACGUCGAGUCGGCCAUCAAGGCCGACCAGAAGAAGUUCGUCCAGGAGAUGGGGAAGACCCAGCUCGAACAGCCGAUGCAUCCCACGGGGGCGAACGCGGAUGCUAUGAUGGAUCCUAUGGCGGGUGUCUUGAAACAGGCUACCAUCAUGGAUGGAGGACAGAGGCCCAUCUAUCUCGAUAUGCAAGCCACGACUCCUCUUGAUCCCCGUGUUCUCGAUUCCAUGCUGCCGUUCUACACUGGACUGUACGGAAACCCUCAUUCGAGGACGCACGCGUACGGUUGGGAGACGGAUAAGGCCGUCGAGCAAGCCCGCGAGAACAUUGCGGCCUUGAUCGGUGCCGAUGCGAAGGAAAUCAUCUUCACAUCGGGGGCUACGGAGAGUAACAACAUGAGCAUCAAGGGAGUGGCGAGAUUCUUCGGAAGGUCGGGGAAGAAGAAGCACAUCAUCACAUCGCAGACCGAGCACAAGUGCGUGCUUGACUCGUGUAGGCAUUUGCAAGAUGAGGGCUUUGACAUCACAUACCUUCCUGUCCAGAGAAAUGGACUCAUCAGCAUGGAGGAGCUUGAGGCCGCUAUCCGCCCAGAUACCGCUCUCGUCAGUAUCAUGGCUGUCAACAACGAGAUUGGUGUUAUCCAGCCUCUGGCUGAGAUUGGCGCCCUGUGUCGCUCCAAGAAGGUGUUCUUCCACACCGAUGCUGCUCAGGCUGUUGGAAAGAUCCCAAUGGAUGUCAACGAGAUGAAGAUCGACUUGAUGUCCAUCUCGGCACACAAGAUCUACGGACCAAACGGUAUUGGUGCCUGCUACGUGAGGAGAAGACCAAGAGUCAGACUUGACCCCAUCAUCACUGGUGGUGGCCAGGAGAGAGGAUUAAGAAGUGGCACACUUGCGCCACCAUUGGUUGUCGGCUUCGGCGAGGCUUGCAGAAUCGCCAAGCAAGAUAUGGAUUACGACACCAAACACAUCAAGAAACUCUCCGACCGCCUCCUCUCCGGUCUCAUGGCCAUGGAACACACCACCCAGAACGGCGACCCCAACCACUUCUACCCCGGCUGCGUCAACGUCUCCUUCGCCUACGUCGAGGGUGAAUCCCUCCUCAUGGCCCUCAAGGACAUUGCCCUGUCCUCCGGCAGCGCAUGCACCUCCGCCUCUCUGGAGCCCAGCUACGUGCUCCGCGCGCUCGGCAGUAGCGACGAGAGCGCGCACAGCAGUAUCCGUUUUGGCAUUGGCCGAUUCACGACAGAUGCUGAGAUCGACUACGUGCUCAAGGCUGUGCAGGAGCGUGUUUCGUUCUUGCGCGAGCUGAGCCCGUUGUGGGAGCUUGUGCAGGAGGGAGUGGAUCUUAACACUAUUGAGUGGAGCCAGCAUUAGUUGGUUGGUUGUUGUGUCGUGAUAGGGAGUGGGGGAUUGUGUUGAGAUUGUACGAAAGACAACGUUAGCAAAGGGGGGGUUAUUGAUAUCCAUGGGCGUUUAUUGAGCACGUAUGGGGGGGGUUACUGACGCAAUAUGUCUGCGUGUGUGGUUGGGUGUGUUUUUUGUAGUGUAUGAUAUUUUGGUAUUCGAUGCCAAUAUGGCGAGCGAAUAACGACACCACCACUCCCCAUAAUCAAAGAAACUGUAAGACUCAUUCGAAGCGAAGCACGCAUUUGUUGAACUCGCUCGUGAAUAUAAUUUACAUGCCC